Messenger RNA from Talaromyces atroroseus, 1347 nucleotides. RefSeq names its product Pre-mRNA-splicing factor prp46. Gene Ontology annotation, biological process: mRNA splicing, via spliceosome. NCBI's taxonomy places the organism in Eukaryota, Fungi, Ascomycota, Eurotiomycetes, Eurotiales, Trichocomaceae. Gene Ontology annotation, cellular component: Prp19 complex; precatalytic spliceosome; catalytic step 2 spliceosome. The transcript has a single exon. Gene Ontology annotation, molecular function: protein binding. Bases 1 to 1347 code for a protein of 448 amino acids. The record is from RefSeq and is a predicted model, not a curated record.
AUGGACGCGGUGUCGAAUCCAUUGCCAGCUGACCAAGCUGUACGUCAAUCCGCGAAAAGGACUGUUGAGCUUUUUGGGUCCGAUUAUUUGAUGGCUACACCCUCAACGUUUGGCGAUGGUACUAUAGGUCUUUCGUACCGGAGGAAAAUCGAAUACGAAGACGUGAGAGAGCUUCCAAAGGCCCUUGCAGAAAAGCAAGCAAAAGCAAAUGCUUCGCGUACAAAGCGACCGAGGAUUACUGGUCAGAAUCAGGACAAACAGGGUGGUAGCUCAACAGCGCUUGUAAAAGCAACUCCAGCUGGAUCAUCUACCGAGAAUCAAAGCAAAAGCCUUAUUGCGCGCCCUUCGGCGACAGUGCAACAGAAGCCCGAAUGGCAUGCGCCAUGGAAGUUGAUGAGGGUGAUAUCUGGUCAUUUAGGUUGGGUACGCGCCUUGGCUGUUGAGCCUAACAACGAAUGGUUUGCUAGCGGUGCAGGCGACAGGACAAUUAAGAUUUGGAAUCUGGCAACAGGAUCACUCCGUCUUACGUUGACUGGUCAUAUAUCAACUGUUCGUGGUCUUGCGGUGUCCCCUCGCCAUCCAUACCUCUUCUCUUGCGGUGAAGACAAGAUGGUUAAAUGUUGGGAUCUUGAAGCGAACAAGGUUAUCCGACACUAUCAUGGGCACUUAAGCGGAGUCUACACGCUUGCUCUUCACCCAAAACUCGACGUGCUCGUCACAGGAGGUCGUGAUGGUGUCGCCAGAGUUUGGGACAUGCGAACGCGCAGUAACAUCCACGUCUUAAGUGGCCAUAAAGGCACGGUUUCCGAUGUCAAGUGCCAAGAAGCUGAUCCUCAGAUCAUCACUGGUUCUCUCGAUUCGACUGUUCGUCUCUGGGACUUGGCGGCAGGUAAGACUAUGGGAGUGUUGACGCAUCACAAAAAGGGUGUGCGAGCUCUCGCUGUGCACCCCAAGGAGUUCACAUUUGCAAGCGCUAGCACUGGCAGUAUCAAGCAAUGGAAAUGCCCCGAAGGCGCCUUCAUGCAAAACUUUGAAGGUCAAAAUUCCGUCAUCAACUCUAUUGCGGUAAACGAAGAUAAUGUUCUAUUCUCCGGUGGCGACAAUGGAUCCAUGUCUUUCUGGGAUUGGAAAACUGGCCACCGCUUUCAAUCACUCGACACUACCGCACAACCUGGUUCGUUGGAUGCCGAAGCUGGUAUCAUGUCGGCUACAUUCGAUCGUACUGGUCUACGACUGAUUGUCGGUGAAGCCGAUAAGACCAUCAAAAUCUGGAAACCUGAUGAUGAGGCUACCCCAGAGUCCCAUCCGUUGGACUGGAAACCAACUUUGGGUAGACAAAGGUUUUAG